Anopheles darlingi is the source of this 1449-nucleotide messenger RNA. Its product is annotated as vesicular integral-membrane protein VIP36. The record is from RefSeq and is a predicted model, not a curated record. NCBI's taxonomy places the organism in Eukaryota, Metazoa, Arthropoda, Insecta, Diptera, Culicidae. Gene Ontology annotation, biological process: endoplasmic reticulum to Golgi vesicle-mediated transport; Golgi organization; endoplasmic reticulum organization. Gene Ontology annotation, cellular component: Golgi membrane; endoplasmic reticulum-Golgi intermediate compartment; COPII-coated ER to Golgi transport vesicle. Bases 195 to 1196 code for a protein of 333 amino acids. The transcript is spliced from 3 exons. Gene Ontology annotation, molecular function: D-mannose binding.
CGCUUCGAGAAAAACCUAAAAAUCACAAGAGCAGCAAACACGGAGGUAAAUCUCGUCCGCUUCGAUUUCGGCGAUACGCAAAGCCCCGUGCGUAGCCCCAGAUAUUUAAGAGGACGAAUCGAACGAAAGAGUGAGGCCAGUGAUUGGAAUAAGCAGUUGGUGGGCAGCAAAAGCCAACGAAACCACACACAGUCAUGUACGGCCACAGCAGAACUCGAGAUUUCUUCCCAGCGGCCCUGAUCACCGGUUUCCUGGUGACAACGCUUUUCAUUCGCCAGAGCGUACAGCAGAACGACUACAAUGACUACCUGAAGCGCGAGCACUCUUUGUUCAAACCCUAUCAAGGAUCCGGUAUGACCAUACCCUACUGGGAUUUCAUCGGUACCACAUUUGUGACGAACUCGUACGUGCGCCUCACGCCCGACUUGCAAUCGAAGAAUGGGGCCAUUUGGAAUCAUGUGCCCUGCACAUCGAUAAACUGGGAGUUGCAGGUGAACUUUAAGGUGCAUGGCCAUGGAAAGGAUCUGUUCGGGGAUGGGUUCGCGCUAUGGUAUGCCCGGGACCGACUACAGACCGGGGCAGUGUUCGGCAGCAAAGACAACUUCCUCGGACUCGCCAUCAUCCUCGACACGUACAGCAAUCACAAUGGACCGCAUAACCAUCAGCAUCCGUACAUCAGUGCCAUGGUGAACAAUGGCAGCCUAUCGUAUGAUCACGACCGCGACGGAACCCACACACAGCUGGCCGGCUGUGAGGCAAAGUUCCGCAACGUCGAGUUCGAUACGCAGCUCAGCGUCCGGUACGAGAACGACGUGCUGACUGUGUCGACCGAUCUCGAAAACAAGGGCAGCUGGAAGGAGUGCCUGCGGGUAGAGGGUGUGAAGCUACCCACCGGGUACUACUUCGGUGCGUCCGCCACGACCGGCGAUCUGUCGGAUAACCAUGAUAUCAUUUCGAUCAAGUUCUACGAGCUGGAAGCUCCCUCGUUGCUAGCCGAAGAUCGUCGUCAGAUCGUACCAUCGGCGGCCACAUUCGAAGCCCCGCGCGAACACAGGGACGACCCGAAGCAGGGUAUGUCGAAUGUGAAGAUCUUCUUCCUCAUCCUGCUAAUGAUGUUGAUCGUCGUCGUGCUCGUCGUGAUCGGCAUCAUGUUCUAUCAGAAACACAAAGAGAAUGCUCGAAAGCGCUUCUACUAAGCACGAGGAAGGAGUCAGGGUUUGGUAGCCGGAUAUGUGUGUUGUGUGUGUAUGUGUGUAUGUGGCUCCAUAACGACGGAUGAUGAUAACAACUGUAUGGCCAAGGCCACGAAAGACAACAGCACAUACCAAACGAAUAGGAGUUUUAAAUUGACUUGUAUCGAUAAAUCGAGGUUUAAACGCCCCUCUCUUCAUCCAAAAAAAAAAAACAGACGCCAUCCGCCAGCGAAAAAGCCUAGCUAGCUAUCAUCAC